AUUUUCAUACUUUUCAAGACGUAUAAAGGAACAGGUUUGAAGGUGUUUUAGUGAUUAUAACGUGAAAAUUUUUAUAUACUUUAAAACAUGGCAUCACCCACAGAAUCCUUUUCUAAAAGAUACAAAAUCAGCCUGAAAGCUUAAACAGAAGUACUGUAAGGAAAGCAUCGAUGAAAUAUGGCGUCGUACAAAGCCAAACUUCCUAAGCCGAGAUACAGCAACUGGUUGAAGGCAGGACUUGCUUUAUUGAUUACAAAAGAAGGACUUACCGAUUUUGUGUACGACGAAAUCGAACAGUUUCAGAUAAAAUGUCUGGCAGAUAUUUGCGCAAAACAUGGACUUCCUCCAAAUACAACUUGUAGUAGCUGUUCUACAGUGGCAGUAUUAGUAUGUCCAACAGCCGGGAUAUGCAAUAGAAAAUCUGGUACUUGUACAUUUCAUAACGGCAAUUAUUAUCGGAUGUGUCCAAACCAAGUAUGUGAUAGAUUGAGACAAGCUAUUACUAAUGCCCACCGUUAUCCACGCCCAUCUUACAAGAACACAGACGCAACCAAGUGGUGUUCCAGUGCAUGGGAGGUAGCUAAAUGUUACAUGCCAGCCGACGGAUACAGUCAUGCAAUGACCGCAGCAGAGACGGACUUUAACGGAAUACUGAGUGUCAUCCUUAACCAUAAGAGUUUCCAGAGUAAAAUAUCUGACGAUUUGUCCAACAAAAGAGGAAUCUUUGUUCAGGCCCGCGAAGUUGGCCGCGACAUACGACAUUCGUCAGAUUUAGAACUGGAUACACCGACGUUGAUGAAUUAUUUCACGAUUCUAGAAGACCUGCUCUCCGAUCCCAAGUUCCUUCAGCAUAACCAUAAGGCACAAACUGCACUUGGAAUGUUAAAGCAGCUCAAAAGCAACACACUGGUCGUCAGAGCCGAUGAUUUAGAGAAAGUGUUGAGAGAUGCCGCUUCAGUCAUGCAAAACAAUAUCGUUGACGAGGCUGAUAAACGUAAGCAAGACAUUUUAACACAAGUAACAAAUGCUUUAAGUUCUUUACAAUCAAAGCAAGAUAACUGCCUCGAUGCAGUGACAACAGCAAUGAUGUCUGCCACAGCUUUGAUACAGUCGACAGCUGAAUGUGCGGAGAAAACUGUAACAGACCUAUCAAAGACAGAAGGAGACAAAUUGUCAGAGUUAGGAAGUGAACUGAGAGCUGAAGUAACUGAUUCGAUAGAACGAAAACGAAUUUCAGCGGAAGAAUCUUUCGAAAAGUUUGCGACAAAAACUAUUACAGAUUUGUCAAAGACGGAAGGAGAGAAAAUGUCAGAGUUAGGCAAUAAACUGAGAACAGAAGUUCAUGACUCGAUAGAACGGACACGAAUUUCAGCCAAAGAAUCUGUAGAAAUAUUUGCCACUAAAACUGUCACAGAUCAAGCAAAGACGGAAAGAGACAAAUUGUUGGACAUAGCCAACAAAGUUAGAACAGAGGCUCUUCACGCGAUCGAAGAAGAAAGAACUUCGGCUGAAAAUACUGUUCAAAAGGCUGCCACAGAAAGUAUUAAAGAUGUGACCGAAUUAACGGAGAACAAAAUGAAGUCCUUCAUACAAACAGCAAAAACAGAAAUAUCUGAUAUCUCAGUGUCUGAGCAACAGAAAUUGAGAGAUACAGGACACAACCUUAUAAGAGCACUUGAAGAGACUGGCGGUAGUGUAAUCAGAGCAGUAGAAAAUGAUAAUGAUGCAGAAAAAAUUGCGAAAUUUCGGGAAAUAAAGAAAGCUCUUAAAGAAGACUUGAUAGAGUUUAACAGGAGUGAAUACAGCACCCUUCCACUGUCGCCUUUAUUUGAAGAAAAUGAUGCACCUUUAACAGAGUUUUAUGUUACACCGACAAUGUAUGUCCAUCGUUCAUGCGAAUCGCCAAACGACCAUAUCAAUCUGAAAGCCAACCGCCGCAGUACUGACAAAAAUAAGGCCAAUGUCAAAUCUUACAAAGAUAUAUUUUAUACAAAUUCUCAAAUGCAUCGAAAUAUAUACGUAACAGCUCCAGCUGGAAUAGGAAAGACUUCAUUCGCGAAUCACAUGACUCUGACAUGGUGUCAGUCGCACGAUAACCAAACAACAAACGAUGCAUUCUUUCAGAAAUUAGAUUUAGAUGCUUUAGAAAUGUUCGAAUUCCUUUUCUAUCUUCCCCUUAGAGACAUUAGGCAAAGUAAUUGCGACAUCGACAACAUGAUAACAACUCAUAUCAUUGACCUAUUACCGAGGUCAUAUUUGUUCAAUGGGGAGUUUCUUCAGAGAGUUUUAUACGAAGAAAAUCAUUUCGUCGUAUUGGAUGGCCUUGAUGAAUGGGCACCUAAUCCACAGUGUGAAUUAUGUACAAAAAAUGCAUUACCGCAUGGAAAAAUUCGACAUAAAUGCAUUCGUCUUACAACUACACGCCCAUGGAAAUUAGACUAUCUAAGACUCAAUUCAGCUAAAGCCGAUCAACAUGUUGAAAUAGCAAGUCUUUCUGAGCUUUCAGUGCAGUCAGAUAAAACUGCUACACUGUCAGGAAAGUUAGCAAACAAGGUUAUUUCUUACUUGAAUGGCAAAUUUCAAACCAGUAAGUCAGUCGAGGCAUUUUUUAGUUUGCUUGACGAGAAACAAUUAUGGAAGGUAAGCGAAGUUCCUUUAAUAGUACUGCAGUUGUUGUGUUUGUGGUAUGACGGGGAACAAUUAGGCGAUUCUCAGUGUCAGAUUUAUAGUAAUAUGAUAAAUCUCUUGUUUGAACGGCAUGCACGUGGCUCUGAUGUACAUGUAAAUGACAAUACACAAAAGCUGCCAUUAUGCUUCGACUCUAAUGCUGAAUGUAAAAAAUACUCCAAACUUCUUAUAAAACUUGGAAAAUUAGCUUUUGAUAGACUGUGCAGUUUCAAUCAAGAACAAGAGCUGGUGUUUGAAAGAACUGUAGCGCUAAACGUUUUGGAUGAAAAUGAUCUAGAUAUGUGUUUAAAGAUCGGAAUACUUACACAAAGUAAGCAUGUCGAUAACAAAUUAACUCGAAGGAGAUCAAAUGUUUCAUUUCUCCAUAAAACGUAUCAGGAGUUCCUUGCAGCACUCUAUGUAUCGAACAUUGAAGACGUCGAGGAAACCCAAAUAGCCAUAUUCAAAUCAGGUUUCACUGUGCCGAAAAUAUUAGGGUUUGAAAUGUUGUUCACAUUUAUGGCAGGCUUAAAUUCAGAUAUAAUGCCAGUGCUUCUAAGGUCAUUGGUCUCAUAUAUUUCAAAGGAUAAAAGAACAGAAGAAUAUAGGCGAAGUGUAGAUUCUUCUAUCUUUCUUCAGUUUAGUUUCGCUGACGACUAUUCGUACAAUGGCUUAUUUGAUGAUCAAAUGCGCUUACUGAAAGACAUACAAGAUAUAGUUGUCAUGUGUUCAAUAGAGUGUACGGCAAAUAAAAAGGAAAUACUUCCAAACCUAGCAGAGGAUGUCUUUUUUGAAAGUUACAACUCUAAGGAAUACCUUUUUACAUUGAAACAACUGGUUUUAAAUAAUUCAGACAAUGUUGUAUCUUUAUCAUGUAAUAUCUCUGUCACAAAUGAAACGCUAUGGGCAUAUGAAAUAUUACAAGACAUAUUAAAGUCAAUUACGUCAUUGCAGAAGCUUUCGGUGUGCCAUUCCUGGAGUAUAAAAUGCGACAAUGUAAGCGACAGUAGCGAGUACACCGACAGUGAAGAUGACAGUGACAUUGAGGAAAUCGAUCUGGAGAAAAUCAAAAAUAUUUUCUGUGAAGAAAUCUACCAAGGGAAAAUCGGGAAUGUUAAAUUGGAUGAAAUCGAAGUAGAGGAAAUUAGGACCCCAAAGUUUGAGGACAUCGACCGGAAGAAAGGUAGAAAUGUCGCCAGGGAAGACAUAGACAGAAGCAAGUUUAAGAACCUCAGCUGUGAGGAAACCGAUCAACAGGAAGUCGACUGGGACGAAACCGCAUGUGACAGUUGGGACAUCAUCCCUGGGGACACUGCUAGUAGGGACACUGGUUGUGAUAGUAAAUGCAGUUUUAUAAUUGCUUUUGUAUUGAACCAGUUACUAUCAAGGUCUAUAAAGACAAUGAAAUCUAUUGAAAUUAAUACAGACUAUUUCUCCUGUUUACAUUUUAGUGUACGUGAACUGCAAGAGUUUCUUGAACAUAUUUCUAACAUGGAAGAGAUAGGCCAGGUCAGUCUGGAAUCCUUACAUUGUUACGGAGAUAUGGAAAGGCCUUUAGAUUUUAAAACAGUCAGGCUUAAGAAAUUAGAAAUACUUAAUAUAUCUAGUAUGCCGUACAUGAAAUUAAAGGGUUUACAAAACUGUCAUAAUUUGAAAAUAUUGAAUGUUUCUUCGGGGGCAAUUAAGUUUCAAAUUCCUAAAAACAGUAUACAAACACUUAUUAUACGAAAAAUAUCUAUGUCUCACAGUUCCGUGAAAAGAAUGUUGAAAAAUGUAUCGUUUGCUUCAGAACUUACUCAUAUUGAAAUAGACGCUAUUGAAUGCAUCGACCAUGAAGAGAAUUGCAGAGGAUUUGACUUAACUCUAAAAUCUCUCACACAAUUUUGUGAAGUUUCAUUGACAGGUUUGACGUUAACAAAACUACAGUUGAAUGAAAAGACUAUAACUCUCCUAGAAAUGAGUGAUAUGUGUAUGGAUUUGAAACUAAUGGGGAUUAUUUCUGAAUUAAAAUGCAUACGUAAGCUAAAAUUGAAGAGAAUCGCCUAUAUAGGCUGUGAUUUUUUUCCGAGUUCAUUGUGUAUUUUAGAUCUGUCUAAACUGGAACAAUUGCAAACGUUAUGUUUAAAACAAUGCGAUAUUGCGUUGAAAGGGUUUGGAAAAACUAGACAACUUCGCAAAUUCGAAUUCGGUGAAAUAAGAUAUUUGACACACUGCAAAAUUAUGUGUAAAAUACUUCCAACAGCACAAACAUUGAAGGAAAUCACUUUCACUAACAUUAAUGAAUAUGACUUUGGAAUACCUGAGUUGGUACUGAAAGCUGUUUCAAAUUUAAAAAAGCUUCAGAACAUUAAACUCGCGUUUGUCUCCGUCCCAGAGAAUGCUCUGGGCUUUAUAUCAGACAUGCAUGAACUGGAAAAGUUGGAAUUUAUAUCUGUAAAAAUGUCAGCAGCAUCGUUUCAGAAUUUGAUAAGAUCGCUCAGUCAGCUUCAACAGUCGGUAGACCUUAUUCACUUCGGGAGCAGCAUUGAGCCCUUGGAAGAAUAUAAACAAAUUUUGGAAAUGCUUCGGUCAUCUGAUUUAUUUGAGAUUUAUGAAGAAGAAGAGGAGAGGUCAAGCAUAUAUGAUCGCAUUACCAAACGGGAAACAGGUCCAUAGAGUACAUACGAAUAUCAAACUUGAGGAUUUUAUCAUCGAAGAACGACUUGCUAAGGCCUUCAACAAUAAUGGAGGUUAUGGGUUUGAAAUGUGUCAAGUAAGUAAGUUAAAGUAAGCCAAGUUAGUCUGUUGUGUCAUGACUACUCAUCUCUCACCUUGAUGUUUUAUGUUCAGUGACUAUUUAGGACAUGAGUUAUUGAUGUACCUUCCGUUGAUUUGACAGCCAUAUAUUGCUUUGUGUAAUUAAAAUUGACGCAAAUCCCUACA
Messenger RNA from Mercenaria mercenaria, 5589 nucleotides. RefSeq lists its product as uncharacterized. The transcript is spliced from 5 exons. The coding region runs from base 178 to 5322 and encodes 1714 amino acids. Lineage: Eukaryota; Metazoa; Mollusca; Bivalvia; Venerida; Veneridae. The record is from RefSeq and is a predicted model, not a curated record.